AUGGCUUCCUCCAGCAGUGUCCUGUCUGAAGAUCAGCUCCAGUGCUGCAUCUGUCUGGAUGUGUUCACUGAUCCAGUCUCUACUCCAUGUGGACACAACUUCUGCAAGAUCUGUAUCAAAACGUGCUGGGACACCAGUUCACACUGUCAGUGUCCAGUGUGUAAGAUGAAUUUCCCUAAAAGACCUGAACUACAUGUUAACACCUUCAUCUCUGGUCUGGCUGCUCAGUUUAGGAAGUCAGUUCAGGUCAAAUCAAGCAGCACCGCAGGAGAACCUACCAAAUAUCUGGUGUUCUGUGAGGUCUGCAGUGAUAAGAAAUGUAAAGCUCUGAAGUCCUGUCUGAUCUGUAUGGCCUCUUACUGCAAAACUCACCUGGAACCACAUGAGAAAGUUUCUUCAUUAAAGAAACACAAACUAAUAGAUCCUGUGGAGAACCUGGAGGAUUACAUCUGUCAGAAACAUGAGAAACCUCUGGAGAUGUUCUGUAGAGAUGACCAGACGUGUGUGUGUCAGUUCUGCACUGAAGGAGACCACAAGAACCACAACACAGUUCCUAUAGAGGAGGAGAGUGCAGAGAAGAAGACUCAGCUGAGAGCAACACAAGCAGAUGUUGAGCAGAUGAUCCAGGACCGACUGAAGAAGAUAAAAAAAAUCAAACGUUCUGUAGAACUUAAUAAAAAAAAUACAGAGAAGUUUAAAGCUGACAGCAUGGAGAUCUUCAGAGCUCUGAUACACAGCAUUGAGAGAAACCAGGCUGAGAUGCUGAAGGUGAUGGAAGAGAAGCAGAGAGCAGCAGAGCGUCAGGCUGAAGAGUUCAUUAAAGAUCUGGAGCAGGAAAUCACUGAGCUAAAGAGGAGAAACACUGACCUGGAGCAGAUCUCCAACACUGAGGAUCAUCUCCACCUCCUACAGAUUUACCCGUCCCUGUGCAGACCUCCACCUACCAACAACUGGACUGAUGUCAGUAUUCAGCCUCGUCUUGAUGUGGGAACUCUGAGGAGGGCUCUGUCUCAGCUUCAGGAAUGUGUUGAUGAAGUAAUGAAGAUAAAUGUCAGAAGGGAUAAUGAUGAAGACCAGCAGCAGGAGAACAUCUACGACAUGGUUCCUGUUUGUCAUACUCAGGGUUACCAUGACAGUUCUGAUGAUGCUAAACUGCAGGGUGUUUGUGCUUGGGCUCUGUUUGAUUAUCAGGCUACUGAUAACACAGAGAUCACCUUUGACCCUAAUGACAUCAUCACUGAUAUCGACAUGUUUGAUGAAGGAUGGUGGCGCGGGUUCGGUCCGGAUGGUCAUUAUGGGAUGUUUCCUAAUAAUUUUGUUGAGCUCAUUUAAAUUUGCAUUAAUGAAUGUUUUCAUUCUCUUCAUGAUAAAUCACAGAAUUGCGUGAUCUCAAAACAAGAUAAACGUCUGGACUCUUUACACAGAUCCUUAUCAAAAAUCACUUCAUUACUGCGUCCUGUAAACUACAGAGUGUUUAACGUCA
Molecule: messenger RNA, 1483 nt
Organism: Trichomycterus rosablanca
Lineage: Eukaryota; Metazoa; Chordata; Actinopteri; Siluriformes; Trichomycteridae
Product: E3 ubiquitin-protein ligase TRIM47-like
Exons: 7
Coding region: 1-1332 (443 amino acids)
Molecular function (GO): zinc ion binding; protein binding
Source: RefSeq, a predicted model, not a curated record